Messenger RNA from Opisthorchis viverrini, 333 nucleotides. RefSeq lists its product as hypothetical. The transcript has 3 exons. The record is from RefSeq and is a predicted model, not a curated record. Bases 1 to 333 code for a protein of 110 amino acids. Lineage: Eukaryota; Metazoa; Platyhelminthes; Trematoda; Opisthorchiida; Opisthorchiidae.
AUGUGCACCAACGGGUACGAGAAAAGCGGCGUCCGAUCGCCAGAGCAAGUUCUUCUUGCUUGGUUGUGCUGUGUCUCUGAAACAAGGAUUCAAGAUGUGAGCAAAGUGGUUGAGCUAACCACCCCAUCACUCUCUACUCACUCUCGGCUGUGCAUCUUUGGUGAUACAGAGGCCGCUGCGGCACCCAAACUGACUGUAGCUCUGAAAACCUCAAAGACAAGUUUACGACGCCUUGAGUUGUGGUGGUUGCGGUGGACUAAAAUCUCGGAUAUCAUUGUGGUUUUUGGAAAUCUGAGUGCACAAGUGGACAGGAUUGGGACUUCUGAGACUUAG